Cygnus olor (mute swan) is the source of this 3604-nucleotide messenger RNA. RefSeq names its product MMS19 homolog, cytosolic iron-sulfur assembly component (gene MMS19). Gene Ontology annotation, biological process: iron-sulfur cluster assembly. Lineage: Eukaryota; Metazoa; Chordata; Aves; Anseriformes; Anatidae. The transcript has 30 exons. The record is from RefSeq and is a predicted model, not a curated record. Bases 27 to 3275 code for a protein of 1082 amino acids. Gene Ontology annotation, cellular component: MMXD complex; cytosolic [4Fe-4S] assembly targeting complex.
CGGCCGCCGGGCUGGGUGCGGGUGUCAUGGCGGCGGCCGCGGGCGGGGCGGGCGCCGAGCGGCUCGGGGGCCUCGUCCGGGACGCGGCGGGCGGGCAGCAGGACGGCCCCGCCGCCGAGGUGGCGGCAGGGGUGAAAGACGGAAGCUGGACUGUGCUGCAGCUCGUGGAGGCGCUGGGGUCCUGCUUGGAGAACGCGGAUCCUCGGACGCGAGCGCGAGGCAUCCAGCUGCUGUCACAGGUCCUGCUCGAGUGUCGCUCCCUGCUCCAGGAGAAGGAGGUGCUGCACCUGGUCCUGUUCUAUGAGAACCGGCUGCAAGACCAUCACCUCGUGAUCCCCUCGGUGCUCCAGGGACUCCGUGCGCUGAGCAUGUGUGAGGUACUAGCCCCAGGGCUAGCAGUAUCCGUGCUCAAAGCCAUCUUCCAGGAGGUGCACGUGCAGUCCCUGCUGCAGCUGGACCGCCACACAGUCUACAGCAUCAUCACCAACUUCAUGGUCACCAGGGAGGAAGAGCUGAAGGGCCUGGGUGCUGACUUCACCUUUGGCUUCAUCCAGGUGAUGGAUGGGGAGAAGGAUCCCCGCAACCUGCUGGUGGCCUUCCAGAUCGUGCGCGAUCUCAUUGCCAAGAACUAUGCCCUGGGUCCCUUUGUGGAGGAGCUGUUUGAAGUGACGUCCUGCUACUUCCCCAUUGAUUUUACUCCACCCCCCAACGACCCUCAUGGCAUCCAGAGAGAAGACCUGAUCCUAAGCCUUCGGGCUGUCCUGGCCUCCACGCCCCAGUUUGCUGAGUUCCUGCUCCCUCUGCUCAUCGAGAAGAUGGACUCAGACCUGCAAAGUGCCAAGCUCGACUCCCUGCAGACUCUGACUGCCUGUUGUGCCAUCUACGGGCAGAAGGAGCUGCAGGAAUUCCUCCCCAGCCUCUGGUCAUCCCUGCGCAGGGAGGUGUUCCAGACAGCCAGCGAGAAGGUUGAGGCAGAGUGCCUGACCGCGCUGCACGCCCUCUCCGCCUGCCUCUCCCGCUCCGUGCUCAGCUCAGACGCCGAGGACCUCCUGGACUCCUUCCUUAGCAGCAUCCUGCAAGAUUGCAGGCACCAUCUGUGCGAGCCCGACAUGAAGCUGGUGUGGCCGAGUGCCAAACUCCUGCAGGCAGCAGCGGGCGCCUCCCUCCGCACCUACCACCGCCUCACCCACAGCGUGCUGCCCCUGCUGCUGGAGCAGUACACCAAGCACUCGCAGAGCAGCCAGAGGAGGACAAUCUUGGAAAUGCUGCUGGGCUUCCUGGAGCUGCAGCAGAAGUGGGGACGUGUGGAAGAAGAUGAGAGUGCGCUGCUGUCCCUCCGAGCCCCAGUUUGCUCCGUGGUGUUCUCAGCGUUGACGGACCCCAGUGUGCAGCUGCAGCUGGUUGGGAUCAGGGCGCUGACCGUCCUGGGCUCCCUGCAAGGCUUCCUGUCUCCCUCUGACCUGGAGCUGGUUGUGGAUCACCUCAUCCGGCUCGCUCUGCACGAGGAGGAUUCCCAGAGCAGCGAAGCAGCGAUGGAGGCAGCUGGAUCUCUGGCCCCCAUCUACCCAGAGGUUUUCUCCGGGCGCAUGGUGCCCAGGCUCGGGGAGGAGCUGCGGUCAGAGCGGGACGAGGAGAGAUCCCUGGACCUCCGCUCUCUGCGGCAGCGCUGCCUGCAGGCCCUGGCAGCUGUGUCCACACACACCAGCAUCGUGAGGGAGACCGUCCCCGUCCUGCUGCAGCAUCUCCGGCAGGUGCAGAAAGGGAGCGAGGCCGGCAGCGCCCGAGAGGUGGUCUCCGCGUGCCAGAGCCUGCACCGCGUGGCCCUGCAGUGCCAGCAGGACGCGGAGGGCUGCUGGUACUUCCACCAGGCGGCGGUGCCCUGUCUGCUGGCCACGGCCGUGCUGGCUGCCAUGCAAGGUAGGCGCGGCGCUGGAGCCCCGGCGGGGACGGCGGCGGCUCCCUGGGGCCCUGCAGAGCGCUGCUGCUGCCGCCCGCCGGCAGGCGCGGGCACUGCGGGCCCUGCUGCCCCCUGCCAGAGGCAGAGCUGCGGUGGGCAGCGCCACGUCCCUUUCCUCCUGCCGUCUGCAGAGAGCGCCCACCCGCUCCUGGGCAAGGCGCUGCUGGAGGAGGACGUGCUGGCUGCCAUGGUCCCCGUGAUCAGCGCUGCCACCACCCACCUCAGCCCUGAGCUGGCUGCCCAGAGCGUGUCUCACGUGGUGCCCCUCUUCCUGGAUGGAGAGGUUUCCUUCCUGCCCCAGAACAGUUUCCCUUGCUCCUUCCAGCCCUUUGCGGAGGGGGAGUGCUUGGAGGCACAGAGACGCCUGGUCGCCCUCCUCAUGGCCUUCGUUUGCUCCUUGCCUCGCAACGUGGCAAUCCCUCAGCAGGAACGGUUGCUCCGGGAGCUGCUGGCGCUGAGCUGCUCCUGCAACUGCCCCUUCACGGCCACCACGGCCGCCAAGUGCUUCGCGGGGCUGGUGAACAAGCACCCAGCGGGGCAGCAGCUGGAUGAGAUCCUGCAGCUUGCAGUGAACAGGAUGGAGCCUGGCCUUGCAGAGGGGCCCCGCCGAGUGCAGGCGCUCACCCUGCUGCUCUGGGUGACCAAAGCCCUGGUGCUGCGCUACCACCCCCUGAGCUCCCACCUGACGGACAAGCUGCUGGGCCUGCUGGGCGACGUGGAGCUGGGCCCCGCUGCGGCCGAUGGCUUCUCCCUGCUCAUGGCCGAGUCCCCGGACGUGCUGCACAAGGGCUGCCACGCCGACGUGCGCAUCAUGUUCCGCCAGCGCUUCUUCACUGACAACGUGCCCAAGCUGGUGCAGGGCUUCCACGGGGCUGGCCCCGACGUGAAGGCCAACUACCUGAAGGGGCUGUCCCACGUGCUCAACCACCUUCCCAAGCCCGUGCUGGUGACAGAGCUACCCACGCUGCUUUCCCUCCUGCUUGAGGCCUUGUCCUGCUCGGACCGCGUGGUGCAGCUCUCCACCCUGAGCUGCCUCCAGCCGCUGCUGCUCGAAGCUCCCCAGAUCAUGAGCCUUCACGUCGACACGCUGGUCACCAAGUUCCUCAGCCUCACCUCCAGCCCCGCCAUGGCUGUCCGCAUCGCUGCCCUGCGCUGCGCCCACGCGCUCACCAGCCUGCCCACAAUAGUGCUGCUCCCCUACAAGGCCAGAGUGAUCCGGGCGCUGGCCAAGCCUUUGGAUGACAAGAAGAGGCUGGUGCGGAAGGAGGCGGUAGCAGCACGGGGGGAAUGGUUCCUGGUGGGGAGCCCGGGCAGGUGAGCGCCCCGCAUCCCCCCCCUGUGCUGGCCGACAAUCUGACGGGGAUGCUGCUGCCCUGCCAAGCCGUGCAACUGACGCCACGGGCACAGCCUCCCUCGGAGCUGGUACUGCCUGGAGCGUGGGGGCCAGCAGACAGCGACACCCCGGCACCCCCCCCCCAUCUUCCCCGCGCCCGCAGGAGGGAAGGACUCGUGCUGCUUGUGGCUUGCCUGCAGCCAGGGACAGUGCUGGACAGACUCGCCCUGCGUGAAGGGAGAGGGCAGGCCUGUGCACACGGGUGCGGUGUGCAGCAACCCCUCUGCAAGAGGAAUAAACGUCUGUUUUGGUAA